AUGUCAAGACAGGAAAAAGAACAAUAUGAUUAUUUGUUUAAGUUCAUAGUAAUUGGAGAUGCGGGAGCAGGAAAAUCAUGUUUACUUCACCAGUUUAUAGAGAAUAAAUUCAAAAAAGGAUCAUCACAUACUAUUGGAGUUGAAUUUGGGUCAAAGAUUAUUACAGCCGGAGGAAAAAGAAUCAAACUUCAGAUCUGGGAUACCGCAGGACAAGAAAGAUACCGUUCAGUUACAAGAUCUUAUUACAGAGGAGCCGCUGGAGCCCUAAUUGUUUACGACAUAACAAACAGAGAAUCAUAUAACCAUCUAGUCAAUUGGCUUGCUGAUGCAAGAACAUUAGCUAGAGUGGACAUAUCCAUUAUUGGAGUUGGAAAUAAGCUAGAUCUUAAAGAUAAGAGACAAGUCACAUUUCUAGAAGCAAGCAGAUGUGCUCAAGAGAAUGAUAUACUUUUCCUUGAAACCAGUGCAUUAACUGGAGAAGGAGUAGAAGAAGUUUUUGUCAAAGUGACAAGACUCAUUCUAAGUAAGAUCGAAGAUGGAACAAUUGAUCCAAGUACCAUGACUUCUUCUGGGGUUCAGGCUCCAUCUAGAGCUCAACUUUCUUCAUCAAGCAAAGAUGAUGAAAAUAACCGUUCUGGGAGGUGUUGUUAG
Messenger RNA from Cryptosporidium ubiquitum, 651 nucleotides. RefSeq lists its product as uncharacterized. The transcript has 2 exons. Gene Ontology annotation, cellular component: endosome. Bases 1 to 651 code for a protein of 216 amino acids. The record is from RefSeq and is a predicted model, not a curated record. Gene Ontology annotation, biological process: regulation of endocytosis. Gene Ontology annotation, molecular function: GTPase activity; GTP binding. NCBI's taxonomy places the organism in Eukaryota, Apicomplexa, Conoidasida, Eucoccidiorida, Cryptosporidiidae.